AUGAGUGAAGAGAAGACAGCAAUCGUGAGUUCAUCGAAGUCUGUGACUGAAGGGACGACGUCUCCUUAUUAUCUCGCCCCCGCCGAUAAUCCAGGAACGUGUAUUACUCCUUUGGAGAACGCACUUAGAGCCAAACGAAAGUUCAGGUUCAUCAAUGGUAGUUUGAAGAUUCCUGACGAGAAGGAGAAUCCGGUGGAGAUAGAGAUGUGGAGAACAACAAACUCGAUGAUAGUAGGGUGGAUAAGGGCGUCCAUCUCACCUACCAUACGAUCAACAAUGCCCUUCUCCCCUGAUGCAUGCAAGAUGUGGAACGAGCUUAAGAAGCGCCUCUCGGUGGGAAGUGGAGUUCGUGUUCAUCAACUCAAGUCUGAGUUGGCUGCGUGUAAGCAGGAAGGUUCGAGUGUGAUGGAGUACUUUGGGAGGUUAUCUAAGAAGUGGGAAGAGCUGUUGUGUUGUAAACCUCUCCCAUUGUGUACUUGUGCAGCAUCAGAGGUGUAUGCCAAGGAGUAUGAAGAAGAGAAGGUACACCAGUUUCUUAUGGGGUUGGAUGAAGCGAGAUACGAUAAUGUUGUUACGACACUUAUCGGAUCAGAGAUGUUGCCUGAUCUCAAUACGGUGUAUCAACGUGUAGUACGUGAGGAGAAUAGGAUUGGUGUGUCUCACGUUGAGUCAAAAGAAGCACCAGUCGGGUUCAAUGUGAAGGUAGGAGGUGAGGAGUCUUCGCCAGGAGGUAUCAUGGCUGUUGUUGCACGAGGACGUAGUGGUGUUGUGUGUGAUCACUGCGGGAGAUCUGGUCAUGAGAAGAAGGAGUGUUGGCAGCUCAUUGGUUUCCCAGAAUGGUUUAACGAGCGCAAUCAGUCAGGUGGGAGAGGCAGCAGAGGCAGAGGCCGAGGAAGAACUAACAGCUCCAGAGCCAAUGCAAUGCAAGUGUCCGCAGCUUCUACAAAUGCGAACAGUCAGACCUCAGGUUUUCCACCGCUAAGUGCCGAGCAACGGGCGUCACUUGCCUCAUUUCUGGAGCGCCAGAAGCAGUCCCCAAUACCCGACAAGUUGAAUGGUAAUGUGCAAACGGGUGAAGUUAUUAUAGAUACUGGAGCAUCGCAUCAAAUGACAGGAGAUAUCACUUUACUUAGUGAGGUUCACAGUGUGAUACCUCGUCCUAUGAGUUUUGCGGAUGGUAGUCAUACUAUGGCAACAAAGUGUGGUAGCUUAAUGUUGUCAGAGAAACUCACGUUGUUGAAUGUUCUCUAUGUUCAAAAUUUGAAUUGUACUUUACUUUCAGUUGCGAAGUUGCUUCGGCAAACUGGAUGUCUUGCGGUGUUUUCUGAUACUCUAUGUGUAUUACAGGACCGUUUUACGAAGACUCUGAUUGGAGCCGGUGAAGUGAAAGAUGGUGUUUAUGUUUAUCGUGAUGUGACAGUCACGAGAGGUCAUCGAGUCAAGGCAUCGGAAGAUCAGACUUUGUGGCAUCGUCAGCUGGGACAUCCCACAUUUGGUGUUUUGAGUUAUUUGCCUCUUAUUUCUGGUGUUAAAGACGUCUCAACCAAAUUUGGUGGAUGCGAUAUUUGUUUUCAGUCUAAACAGACUAGAGAGUUGUUUUCAUAA
Brassica oleracea var. oleracea is the source of this 1605-nucleotide messenger RNA. RefSeq lists its product as uncharacterized. Gene Ontology annotation, molecular function: nucleic acid binding; zinc ion binding. The transcript has 2 exons. Bases 1 to 1605 code for a protein of 534 amino acids. The record is from RefSeq and is a predicted model, not a curated record. NCBI's taxonomy places the organism in Eukaryota, Viridiplantae, Streptophyta, Magnoliopsida, Brassicales, Brassicaceae.